AAUAAACACGCUACAGGCACGGUGCCUAACAACACGACGGGCGUUUACUAUCGCUAACGGCUCAUCUGCAGAACAGUUUCCUUCAUUUCUUGAAUGUUAUUUUACAGAUAAAAUAACGAAUAAAACAAAAGGCACGAAAUGGUUAAAAGGUGCAUUUGUGAGAUCUGCACUUGCGGACGCCAUCGAUGUCCCCACAGACCUAGUCCAUCUUUUGGUUCAGAUAAACCGUGCAUGCUCACAGAGUAUGCAACCACAUACCAUCCUCACCCUUUGCAAAAGGAAAAGAAUUUUAAGCCAGCUGACAAUGCACAAGGAAGUGGUGAACCUCUUUCUGACAAAACAACAAACAGGGUGGAUUAUAUUAAACAUCCACUAGAUAGGCCAUAUGUUCAUCAACAUGAGGGAUACAAAAGGCCACCUGGAGAGUUUGAUCACUUAACUUCCUACACAAAAGACUAUCCAAUGAAGCGCUCUGACCCUGCCAAAGCAGUCAAGAUCGAGGGUGCAAAAAUGACUCAAGGAAAGUUUGAUGGAGAACCGACCUAUACUUCCGACUACCGGAAGUGGGAUCUCGGCAAACCAAAACGCUACGGACCGGAAGCAGCAUGGCAGCCACCGAGAGACAAGUUUGAGGGACAGAGCACAUUCGCCCGUGACUAUCGGCCUUUCAAUGAGCCGCGGAGGGAAGCCAUCCGACCUAACGAAGCGGGACGCAUGUCGGACGCACCCUUCGAUUCCACCACUGGGUACCGCGUCGACUACGUUCGCCACCCGAUGGCACCCAAAUUUAUGAAGGAGCGCGAGAAGUAUAAGCCAGCCGGGGUGCCCAUGGAUGGCACCACAACCUUCAUGCGGGACUUCCGCGGCCAGAUGGGCGAGCGAACCAAAUCCUUCAAGCCUGAUAACCAAGUCCAGGGCUCGGGUGAACCCCUUGACGAUCUGACCACUUUCAAGAACGACUACCGCCGCUGGCCUGCCGAGCGACCAUACCACCAUCUGCCUGACGCCUACAAGAAGCCCGAUGGUGACAUCGACCUGAACACCACCCACAAUUUGACCUACAAGCCGCAGCCCCUACAGCCUCACGUCGCCAUUAAGCCCAAAUCGGCGCAUGGCGACCCCGGGGCGUUUAACGGCGUGACCAACUACAGCACCGACUACCGUCCGUGGGAGAUCGACCGCGUGCACCCAAAAACCCGUCCCGGCUACCAGCCCAACACGGCGCCCUUCGAAGGCAUCUCUACGCAUGCGGCUCACUUUGGACCCAAGCCGUUGAACCCCACAGCCAGCUUCCGCCCAGGUCACGGGCAGGUGGGCAGUGAUGCACCCUUCGACGACGCCACCAUGUACCGUCUUGAGUACACCCCCAAGCGUGUAGGGCCCUGCCCGGCCGCCAUCCUGGACACCGGCAACGCCACCUAUCGGUUCAUCGAGCUGGACCCGCGUGGCCACAAGCUGUACCAGCCGGUUUACACCUCCGUCACUGAGCUGUCCACUGGCGGUCCCACUGCACGGAACGCCCUCCAGACCUCUCACCUGGAGCCUCUAGCUGUAGCUUAGGUGGUGUUAGUGAUAAUAAUGGUCGUUAGUGAUAAUAAUAUUGAUGAGGUCCGCUUCUUUUUCUUAUCUAUAGCUUGCGUACUCAAUCUAACGCGAUCGUCUGGCUCUUCCAAAAAGGGAGAAUGUUUUUUUUUGGUAGGAUUAUAUUACUGAUUUACUGCUAGUGGGAAGCUACUAAGUUUGAGUAAGAUCGCUUUUAGAAUACGCUAUGUUGUUUAUGAAACAGCUUUUCUAUUUUGUGUUUUACCAGUAACUUUCGCCUGUCACGAUUGCAAACCAGGGAAAUAAUUUAUGGUCAUCUGGCACCGAGAUUAGUUCUGGCUAGUCCUUUGAUGCUUGGUUCCCUCUAACAAGUCAUCCAUUUGUUAGAACUUUCACAUCCAUGUCGAAAUUGGUUCGUGAUAUUCCUUUGUUCUGAAGGACUGCAGGGACAGUGUUCAUUUGAUAGGGCUCCUCUCUUCUCCAACCCUGCCUUUCAGAAAUCUUUUAGUUUGUUGACAACAGGAAGAGUAAUCAGGUGAGCAGGGUCAAGGAUAUAUUCAUUUAGAAAGAUCUUAGCUUGGAGCAGAUGAGGUUUAUUCUUCGUCAGCAGAAAAUCUGCCUGCUAAACGUCUUUUUUUUUAAGCAGACUUUGUUUCUUGGGGAAUUAUCUCUGACCUGUCUUUAUCCUCGAUCCCAUUUAAGCCUUCAGGGCGUUGUCGAGUCUGGAAAGACCCUGGAGACAUCAUUAAUGGUUCACAGCUUGCGCCAAGCUUUUCUUAAAGCCAAAAAUGAAAACUUUUUUGUGCGAAGCAUUUUCGCAACAGAGCUUGGCACAAGUUAUGACUAUUGACGUUCGAGUGUGAUCAGGCAGUAGCGUUUCUUCUGUCUGGGUUCUGAGCACAACACACACUCGUAGGUUGCUGAACUGCCUGUCGCAGGAGGGAACUAUUUAGCAACUUUCACCCCGAAAGACUUCGCUCAUUACCAACAGAUAUAGCCGCCAGAUGUGAAAAGCUUUCCGCUUGUGUUGUCUCAACAGUUUGACUGCCUGCCAGCUUACUACGGGUUUAUGUCAAUCGAACGGUCGUGGGCUAAAAGAGAAGGCUGGGACGACAGAGAUGUGUAAGGGGAGGAGGUUUUGGCAAGAUGGAUCAAACCCCAGAAGUAGGCGCUGACAGUUCACCUCUUUGCUGGAUGUGGAAAAGUGCCCCAAACCAGUCAAGCCGCCUGGCAUUCAGCAGUCACUCCAAGAUGGUGCUGGAGAGGAACUUGCAGAGUUACUAGAAGAGCUAUUUCUGCUGCUUAAGGGCAGCCAGCUGUAUCGUGACAGAGCCACGUCUGUUCUUGUUGGGUUCGUGUUAUGUGGGUUUUUUUCCCCCUUAUUUCGUAGAUAAAGAUGUAAGUGCCCAUUGACUGGAAUUGGUUUGAAAAAUCUUACCUUGCAUUCUCGCUUUUGCCGAUCUUUGUCUCCUCUUUGAAUGUGUUGUAGCAAGUCAUCGCUGCAUGUUUCGCGUGCCUUUGGCUGUUAUUUGUUUUCCUGGUCACAGGAAGGGCCUUGAGACACCAGACAUUUGAUGUGUUUGAUGAGAACAAAAAGUGAUUAUCUCAUCUUUCCAAACCCUUAAUCACUUUUGAUCCUUGACACUUCAGUCAAACAAUUUGUAAGAAGCAGAUAUGUCAGACGCCACUUGCUUGGAAGAAGUUAGGUUUGUCUCCAUCUACCCUACCCUUUACUCGAACACUGACUGAAAGUGUUCUAGCGUGUAUAUUUUGGGUAAUUUAAUAGCAGAUGGUAUAAAAUUGACGUUAGGCCGAGUGUGUUAAGCCGAUGUAUACCAUUUGCACGACAGUGUGUCGUGCACGUGCCAUGUGUCGGACCUGUCUGCAGCUCUCAGGAACGCAACCCGUGUGAGAACCAACUGCUACAUUUUCUGAAAACUUUACCUUAUUAGAAAUGAUCUAAAUUAGUUAAUCUUAUCAUGUAUUCUCCUUAAAUUGCAUCUGUUUGUUUGUUUUAACCUGAUUACCAGACAUGCUAUGGAACUGAUGGAAAAUUUUUUAAUAGGUUGAUUAUAAUUGUGUUAUGCGAGCGAGAUACUUAUAGGUGAAUAAUCGUUUUUUUAAAAGUUCGGGCUUUGGAGAGGGAGAAGAUAACGAGUUUAAACCAUCUGAUUAAAUUAGUUUUCUUUCUCAAGAUCUUAAUAUUCGAUAGAAAUCAAAUGCAAAUUACAAUUGUUGAUUGCUCAAGGCGUUAAAACUUUUGUAUCAUAAUAUUUAAAAAUCCUUUUUUGCGCUUUCGAGGAUUCUAAAAAAAUACCAAACUCCAGUCCAAAAUAAACAAAAAUUUUAAUAAUCAUUAGUCGUGCUUUUUUUUUAAAGGAAUGACAUAUUAAAGAAUAACUAUAAUAAAAUAUAAGGCGACUAUAUUAUUAUUCCAACUUAGCAAUCCCAUGUUGUUAACGUGCAGACUGUCUUUCGCUCCAGCUCAGUAACAUCAACGGAAGCUGAUAUCGUGUAUAAAAAAGGCAUAUAUUCAUUGAGUUUCACUCGAAAACAGUAUGUUGGUUAAAGUCUCUAGACAUGUGAAUUGUGUUGUUUUUUGUGAUCAUGUCUGCUUUAACAGAAACUUUGUGAAGGUAAUUCUAAUUGACAUGUUGUAAUGUACUGAAUGACUGCAGCGGGGAUGGGGGAAUAGAACAUAUUAUGUUAGAAUCUGUAAUGACUAUACUACAUGUACACAUUUAUAUAUGUCUACAUCGCAUUGUUUAAUAAUUAUUUAAUGACGGAUUUUAUGUUAUAUUCUAUUACAUCUGUGAUGCCCGCUUUAUACAAGCGGAAUUAUUUAGUUAGUUACUUUUGCAAUAAAACUAUAUAUCACUUACAAGUUC
Messenger RNA from Pomacea canaliculata, 4430 nucleotides. Its product is annotated as stabilizer of axonemal microtubules 2-like. Gene Ontology annotation, cellular component: axonemal microtubule; cytoskeleton; sperm flagellum. The record is from RefSeq and is a predicted model, not a curated record. Gene Ontology annotation, molecular function: microtubule binding. Lineage: Eukaryota; Metazoa; Mollusca; Gastropoda; Architaenioglossa; Ampullariidae. Bases 139 to 1560 code for a protein of 473 amino acids. The transcript is spliced from 5 exons. Gene Ontology annotation, biological process: microtubule anchoring.